UUCGUAACGUGUAGUAUUUUCAAGGCCAACAGCAUUCGGUUAUUUCUAAAAACUAAAUUUCUUAAUCUGUUUUUUACUCACCUCCAAAAUGUUCCAUCGAGGCUUAAAGAAAUUAAGAUUCCGACCUUUAGCUAGGUCUGUCAGUUUUCUGAUUCGCAGCUUUUCUGGGAAUUCCCGGAGAAAGCCGAAAUUUGUGAGGUAUCUUCCGAUAGCCUCCAAGAGCAAUCUCUUCAACUGGCCAACACCCCAGAGGUACCCACUUGAAAGGCCUGUCUUCGAGAAGGAUGACAAGCCCUAUUCCGAAUUCCACAUUGAGAAUACUCGAAUCCACGAAAAGUGGCAACAAAAUAGAUGCGGUGCCAACGAGCAGCACAGCCUUCGUAGCCAUCAACCAGCCAGUUCCGAGGUUUCCCUCAACUCAUACGAAGCCGUCAGCGCCAUAGAGAAAGUGCGGCAAAGUGAGGAGCGCCGGAAGAUUCAGAACCGGUUGCGCUACCUCAUGGAGGAGCAGCAAAAGCUCGACGAGCGAAUCCAGGACGAGCAAGAUCGUAUGGUUCGCGCUCCGGCCCAACGGGACGUUCCCAGGGAGUAUGCACCUAAUCGUCAUCCGGAGAUCAGCAAGCCAGGUUCCUGGGCUUCAGCGACCGUUUUGGCGGUCACGGGAAAAAUGCAGCACCACCGUUACAUAAAGCAGCCGGCUUGGAUGUACACCGAUGCUGUCCAGAAAAUCCAAAACGAAGCCCAACCUGAGAGCACAUCUAGACCAGAUUCGGCAUCCGACGGCAGCGACCAGCCCAAGACUGGCAUCCACGACUGGGCCAAGUCCACCCUGGAACUGCAGAAGAGCGAAGCCAAAAAGAUGGAGAAUCUCCGGUGGCAGAAGAAAUACUGCAACAAAUCAGCCUGCCUGAAAUUGUGUGAUCUUUCCUCUCUAUUCAAAAUUAGAAAUUACUAAUCGCAAAAGAGGAGCAAAAAUUAUAGAGAAGCGUUUCGAAAAUAUCCGCAUGAGCCCGAUUAAUCAACAGGAGUUGGAGUAACCUCCAUAUAGCUCCUGGUCGGCCGCGGACUUUUCGAGUCGACAACUUGUACUACUUACAGGAUUCUCGCUUAAGUGCUACAUUUUGGCGAGAUUAACAAAAUUGUAUUUUAUUUUUUGACAAGUUUUAUAAACAAUGUAUUUGGAUAAAAGAAAGCAGCUACUUUCAU
This is a messenger RNA of Drosophila eugracilis, 1206 nucleotides long. RefSeq lists its product as uncharacterized. The record is from RefSeq and is a predicted model, not a curated record. Lineage: Eukaryota; Metazoa; Arthropoda; Insecta; Diptera; Drosophilidae. Bases 89 to 955 code for a protein of 288 amino acids. The transcript has 5 exons.